AAUAAAGGUUCCUGUGUCUUUGAUGAACAAAGCUUCUGGAAACUGGAGAGCUUGUCGCUACUGAAGUGGAGAUUCCUGGCUCAGAAUAAGUCACGAUUCAAAUCUAAACAUAUCUCCAUUGUUUCUCCCCCAGAUACGUGAGGUCUCGUACGAAACACGACAUCGACAUGCGGAUCGGGAUCCACUCGGGCUCGGUGCUGUGCGGCGUGCUGGGCCUCAGGAAGUGGCAGUUUGACGUCUGGUCCUGGGACGUAGACAUCGCCAACAAGCUGGAGUCUGGAGGAAUCCCCGGGAGGAUCCACAUCUCCAAAGCGGCUCUGGACUGUCUGAACGGAGACUACGAGGUGGAGGAGGGCCACGGGAAGGACCGCAACGACUUCCUGCGCCGCCACAACAUCGAGACGUUCCUCAUCAAGCAGCCGGAGGAGAGCACGCUCAGCCUGCCGGAGGACAUCAUGAAGGAGGCGUCGAGCUCCUCGGACCGCAGGGCGAGCAGCACCACCUUCAACGAGGCGUCCUGGAGCCCCGAGCUGCCCUUCGACAACAUCGUGGGGAAGCAGAACUAUAUCCUAAAGCUUGUUAGAAUAUCGUCUGACCAGAACAGCUUCAUUUACUGA
This is a messenger RNA of Notothenia coriiceps (black rockcod), 617 nucleotides long. Its product is annotated as adenylate cyclase type 8-like. Gene Ontology annotation, biological process: intracellular signal transduction; cAMP biosynthetic process; adenylate cyclase-activating G protein-coupled receptor signaling pathway. Gene Ontology annotation, cellular component: plasma membrane. NCBI's taxonomy places the organism in Eukaryota, Metazoa, Chordata, Actinopteri, Perciformes, Nototheniidae. Gene Ontology annotation, molecular function: adenylate cyclase activity. Bases 168 to 617 code for a protein of 149 amino acids. The transcript is spliced from 3 exons. The record is from RefSeq and is a predicted model, not a curated record.